AUGUUCACUAGUCAAGUUUUGAAAUCCGUCGCUGCUCUAUCGCGCUCUCCAGCCGUUGCUACUAGCGCGAAAACCAGCUCCAAAGUUAUAUUGAGAGCUUCGCGGCGCGGACUGGCCACGUCGUGGUUGUCUUCGGAAACCAAGAGACUGGGGCCAACCCUUCUUAUUUGGGGCGGAUUUAUGACCGUUACCUUCGGCUGGCCAUUCGCUGUCAAGGAAUUCAGCCUUGCCGGGUUGUAA
This is a messenger RNA of Lachancea mirantina, 240 nucleotides long. The record is from the annotation of a GenBank genome assembly. NCBI's taxonomy places the organism in Eukaryota, Fungi, Ascomycota, Saccharomycetes, Saccharomycetales, Saccharomycetaceae.